AUGGACCCGAGGCUACAGCAGUUGCAGCAGCUCCACGAACACUUGCACGCCGCCGCUGCCGGCUCGGCCACCCCGGUCCAGAGACCACCUAUCAAGGCCCGGCGGCCCUUUGUCUCUGCAGACAACCGGCCCGCCAAGCCAGAUGGCAAGUUUCGCGUCGUCCUCGUCGCGACCGGGAGCGUCGCGAGCGUAAAGGUGCCCGACAUGGUUGGGUCAUUGUCCAAAGACCCAGACAUUCAACUUCAGGUCGUGGCCACCGACGCGUCCCUCCACUUCCACACACAACAACAAGUCGACGACGCCGUGAAGAGGGCGUGGAAUUUGGGCGAAAGCACUGGACCUGGGACACAGCCAGACUUUGGCGUACGCGUGUGGACAGACAAGGAUGAGUGGGCAGACUGGGGAUCUAUCGGCGACCCAAUCCUUCACAUCGAGUUGCGGCGAUGGGCCGAUCUUGUCGUUGUCGCACCAUGCUCCGCCGACGUCUUGGCCAAGAUUGCCUCUGGCUUUUGCGAUAACCUAGCUGUGGGUUUACGAACCGCCAUUCUCUAA
Messenger RNA from Apiotrichum porosum, 552 nucleotides. RefSeq lists its product as uncharacterized. Gene Ontology annotation, molecular function: FMN binding; phosphopantothenoylcysteine decarboxylase activity. Lineage: Eukaryota; Fungi; Basidiomycota; Tremellomycetes; Trichosporonales; Trichosporonaceae. The transcript has 3 exons. The record is from RefSeq and is a predicted model, not a curated record. Gene Ontology annotation, biological process: coenzyme A biosynthetic process. The coding region runs from base 1 to 552 and encodes 183 amino acids. Gene Ontology annotation, cellular component: phosphopantothenoylcysteine decarboxylase complex.